This is a messenger RNA of Trichoderma aggressivum f. europaeum, 1668 nucleotides long. RefSeq lists its product as uncharacterized. Gene Ontology annotation, biological process: transmembrane transport. Bases 1 to 1668 code for a protein of 555 amino acids. The record is from RefSeq and is a predicted model, not a curated record. Gene Ontology annotation, molecular function: transmembrane transporter activity. Gene Ontology annotation, cellular component: membrane. The transcript has 7 exons. NCBI's taxonomy places the organism in Eukaryota, Fungi, Ascomycota, Sordariomycetes, Hypocreales, Hypocreaceae.
AUGGCAACAGAUGAGACCACACCGCUGCUUCCUGGCCGCAAGGCCUUGGUCUCGGUCAGCCAGAAGAGAAGCUUCAGAGACUCGCUCAGCGGCAUCUUCACCAAUGUCGAGAACCGCAUUUUGGCGGCCGGGUUUCUAAUCUGCGUCGCGUUUAGCUAUACUCAGGUACCCCCAUGCUUACAUCCAGAGAGGCUCAUGUAUGUUUUCCAUCUUAUGGUAUGCGACGAAUUCUACGACCACAACCCUCCAUUUGAAGGCCCCGGCCAGCGAUGCAGUCGCGACGAAAUCGCAGCGGGGACCGCCGCUCAAUUCAGUAUUCUGGGAAUGAGCACGACACUUUGUGGAUGGACUGUCAAAAAGAUUGGCCCUCGCUCUGCUCUCAUGAUUCAGACUUUCGUGCCCGCUCUUCGAGUCCUUGCACAGAUCCUCGGAGUCAUGGCCGGCAAGCGAACAGGCAUUCUGAUCAUCCAGGCCACGCAGCUUGUCACCAUUAUUGGCGGCCCAGCCGGCUACAUUCUCAUCACCAACAUCUUUGUCAGUGAACUGGUUGAGCCUGCUCGGCGGACGGUUGUCUUUGGAAAGCUACAGGGAAGCAUCAUGCUCGGACAGAGUGUCGGGUAUUUGGCUGGCGGAAUACUUGGAGACGCAAUCGAUAUCCGAGCGCCCUUUGACAUCGCCUUCAUCACCUUUCUCAUAUCCUGCACCUACAUACACUUUGCUCUCCCAUACAUUUCUCCAGAGUCCAUGAGUAGCAAGAAGAAGCCCGGCCAGCAGGGCAUUGCAGGCUUCUUCGCCCCGCUCAAGAUUCUUGUUCCCCAGCGCGUCAGAACAUCAAGCGGCGGCAUCAAGAAGCACUACGGCGUCAUCGUUCUCUGCGCCGGCAUCUUCCUUGGAGUGCUCGCAACGGACUAUGCCCCUAUCCUAACCCAGUUGUAUGCCACCGCGGCAUUCGACUUUGAUCAAGGAGACAAUGGAUGGCUCAUGUUCGAAUUCGCCUUUAUGCGAAGCUUUUUCCUCAUCGUCUUGUUCCCGUGUAUCAUCAACUUCGGACGUUACAUGCUCAAGCGUAAUUCCGACUCAAAGCCUGAAGACACAGACGAUUCGUCUAUUUCUACAGUGGAUGAUCAACUGCCUACUGAGCCUGGGGAAUUUGACGCAACAACCGGUGAACAGGCGGAUAUCGAGCCAACAAGACCAGUCGCUUCAGAACACCACCACGAGGUUGGCCACUUUGACCUCAUCUUCCUCCGAUGGAGUCUUGUCGUCGACGGUGCACUCACCAUUGUCGUUGCAUUCGCCACCAAGAGAUGGCAUAUUUAUCUCGCCGCCUUUCUCCUCCCUUUCGGCUCCGGCUCUGCACCAGCAGCCAAAGGCGUCAUCACCGAUAUGUGUUCAGAAUCUCAUCGCGCAGAUGCCCUAAACGCCGUGACACUCGUAGAGAAUAUUGCCAGAUUAACAACGCAGGGUCUAUUUGGGUUAAUCUUUUCGAGCCUGGCCAGUGUGGGCAAAGCGUAUGCGACGUUUUACUGCAACGCGGCAAUCGCCGUGAUUGGAAUGACCGUGUUGUUAUUUUCCAAUUUCCCACCUCCGGGCAGUACGCUGAUUGACGAAGAAAGUGAAAGAAUAGAUGAGAGUCGAAACGAGGGAGAGGAUACAUCAUCGCCAUGA